AUGUCGGCUCAGAAUUCUGACUGGCCCCUCCCACAGGACAGCCCUAUCUUCAAGGAGCCAGAUCCACCAGUCAACUCGGCCGGUGACUCGGGCCACCAGCCAGCAGAAGGCUGUGAGGACCCCUCUGCUCAGGUGCCUCCCUUCUUUUCCUCCGGUGUCUCUCCUCAGGUUCCUACAUGCUCCAACUUGGGACCACCUUGCCUGGCUAUCAACCAAGCUUCCAACUGGCCUGGCUGUCGGGCCCUCCUGCAACAGCUUCCUCCACAGGACAGUGAUGAGCGCUACUGUCUGGCCCUAGGGGAGGAGGAACUGGCCCAACUUCGACUCUUCAGUGCCCAGCGGAAGCAGAAAUCCCUGGGCCAGGGGGUGGCCUGCCUGCUACCUCCCCAGCUUGAAGGACACACCUGUGAGAAGUGCAAGAAGCUGCUGAAUCCAGGAGAGUACGGAGUGUUCGCAGCCAGGGCUGGUGAGCAGAGCUUCUGGCACGGGCCCUGCUUUGCCUGCCAGGCCUGUGGCCAAGCCCUGGUAAACUUCAUCUACUUCUACCACGACGGCCACUUGUACUGUGGCCGUCAUCACGCAGAGCUGUUACGACCUCGAUGUCCGGCUUGUGACCAGCUGAUCUUCUCCCAGCGCUGCACUGAGGCAGAGGGACGGCGCUGGCACGAGAACCACUUCUGCUGCCAAGACUGCGCCGGACCCCUGGGUGGGGGGCGUUAUGCCCUGCCGGGGGGCAGCCCGUGCUGCCCCAGUUGCUUCGAGAGCCGCUACAGAAGUGCAGGCUGUAGCUCAGUAGGGACAACGGAAGGGCAAGCGUCCCUCGGGGGAGAAGGAUCGGAUCCAAGCGUUGACUGGAACCGUGCCUCCUCGGAUGACAAGAUCACCUCCGGAGCUGCGCUUCCCUCUGCAGUCGCCAGCCUCACGCUGGAAACCCCGAGUGGGGCGUCCAAUAGGCAGGCUAGAGACGGCCCACCGAGACCCAGAAAUCUCAAAGAGGACAGCCCCUGCCCGACCUGCUCUUCUUCCUCUGAGUCGGAACCCGAAGGCUUUUUCUUCGGCCAGCGCCUUCUAGGUCCCUGGAAGACCCCCGAAAACCUCCAAGCAGACGUUAGAGACAUCUCCAGGAAGCACUGCACUAUUUGUUAG
Messenger RNA from Acomys russatus (golden spiny mouse), 1146 nucleotides. RefSeq names its product prickle planar cell polarity protein 4 (gene Prickle4). Gene Ontology annotation, molecular function: zinc ion binding. The coding region runs from base 1 to 1146 and encodes 381 amino acids. The transcript is spliced from 6 exons. NCBI's taxonomy places the organism in Eukaryota, Metazoa, Chordata, Mammalia, Rodentia, Muridae. The record is from RefSeq and is a predicted model, not a curated record.